Molecule: messenger RNA, 807 nt
Organism: Kluyveromyces marxianus DMKU3-1042
Lineage: Eukaryota; Fungi; Ascomycota; Saccharomycetes; Saccharomycetales; Saccharomycetaceae
Product: lysine-rich arabinogalactan protein 19
Exons: 1
Coding region: 1-807 (268 amino acids)
Source: RefSeq, a predicted model, not a curated record
AUGAAAUUCUCUAUUAUCACUACUAUUGCAGUAACCAGUUUGAGCGUUGUUCGUGCUGGAAAUCACACAGAGGUUCCACCAGCUCCAGCAACUGACACUUCUGAAAUUCCUUGCGAAACUACUUCAGAGGUACCACCACCAGCUCCACCAGUUCAAAAUACCACUGCUCCACCAGUCGUCCCAAAGACGGAAACCACUGAAAUUCCAUGCGAAACAACUUCCGAAGUCCCACCACCACCUGCUCCACCAAUCAAAAACACCACCGUUCCACCAAUUGCACCAAAGACUGAAACAACUGAAAUUCCAUGUGAAACUACUGUCGUUCCACCAGCACCAAAAUUCAACAGUACUGUUCCAGUUCCUCCACCAUCCAAGCCAACAACUCCAUCAGUUCCAGGUAAACCAACCCCAGUGAUCCCAAAGAACACCACAGUUAUCACAGCCACAUGUAGUUCUUGUGCUCCAGGUAGCCCAGGUAGCCCAAGCAGCCCAAGCAGUCCAGGUAGCCCAGGUAGCCCAGGUAGCCCAGGUAGCCCAGGUAGCCCAGGUAGCCCAGGUAGCCCAGGUAGCCCAGGUAGCCCAGGUAGUCCAGGUAGUCCAGGUAGCCCAGGUAGUCCAGGCAGUCCUAUCACGACUCACAAUAACAUUCCUCCAGCUCCAACAGGUCCUGGCGGUUCUCCUGGUAAAGGAUGUGGUCCAGGUAGCAACUGCAGCACACCACUAACAUACACAGAGAAUGGUGCUGGUAAAUUGGGUAGCAAUAUCGUCGGAGCCGGUUUGGCUGUUGUUGGUGCUAUGCUAUUGUAA